Leptosomus discolor (cuckoo roller) is the source of this 1012-nucleotide messenger RNA. The record is from RefSeq and is a predicted model, not a curated record. NCBI's taxonomy places the organism in Eukaryota, Metazoa, Chordata, Aves, Leptosomiformes, Leptosomidae.
GUCACAUGAGCUGAAGACCCGCUUUACAUGCUUGUUUCACUCAGGCACGCCACCUUCUACUGAACAGCCGGCUGGCCCGUAUCCAUUCAUGGUUGACUCAGAUGAUGGGAGAAAGGUGCCAGUUGUACAAGCUUAUGCUUAUGGAAAAUAUCUUGGUUGCCUAAAUGUUCUGUUUGACAAGAAAGGAAAUGUAGUUGAAGCAGCUGGAAACCCCAUUCUGCUGGACAGCAGUGUUCCUGAAGAUGAGCACAUUAAAGAAGAAGUGGAAAAAUGGAGGAAAAACCUGGGGGAUUAUUCUAAAGAGAUUGGAAAAACUAGCGUUUACCUGAAUGGUACAAGCCAAGCGUGCCGUUUCCAAGAAUGUAACAUGGGAAAUUUGCUUUGUGAUGCUGUGCUUUAUGAGAAUGUCGGACGUCCGGAUAAAAAGUCAUGGAACCAUGUUUCAAUGUGCAUCUUGAAUGGAGGUGGGAUACGGUCGCCCAUCGAUGAACAGAGCAGUAACGGUAGCAUCACUAUGGAAGAUUUGCUCUCUGUUUUGCCAUUUGGAGGUCGUUUUGAUUUGGUAAGGGUAAAAGGCUCCACUCUGAAAGAAGCUUUUGAGCACAGUGUGCGCAGAUAUGGAAGAGGAAGCGGAGAGCUGCUGCAGGUUGCAGGCAUCCACGUGGUCUAUGACCUCUCCAGAGCCCCAGGAAGCAGAGUUGUUAGUUUAGAAGUGCUUUGCACAGCCUGCCGCGUCCCAGCCUACGUCCCGCUCCAGAUGGAUGAAAUAUACAAUGUGACUCUUCCGUCCUAUAUGUUGUUUGGAGGAGAUGGCUAUCACAUGCUGAAAGACAAAAAUCUGGGCUACAGUAAAGGUGACCCUGAUACUGAGGUUGUUUCCCGUUACCUCCAGAGAAUGAAGAGAGUUUACCCAGCAGUUGAAGGUCGAAUAAAGUUUUCUUCUGGGAGCCUUCUCGAAGCAAGUCUUACCCUGAUUUCUGUGUUGUUCACUGUAACAGUCUUGCAUACUUGA